Messenger RNA from Desarmillaria tabescens, 1508 nucleotides. RefSeq names its product proliferating cell nuclear antigen, N-terminal domain-containing protein. Lineage: Eukaryota; Fungi; Basidiomycota; Agaricomycetes; Agaricales; Physalacriaceae. Gene Ontology annotation, cellular component: PCNA complex. Gene Ontology annotation, biological process: mismatch repair; regulation of DNA replication; leading strand elongation. The record is from RefSeq and is a predicted model, not a curated record. The transcript has 5 exons. Gene Ontology annotation, molecular function: DNA polymerase processivity factor activity; DNA binding. The coding region runs from base 58 to 1179 and encodes 373 amino acids.
CUCUCUUUCUUACCUACCACCCACCACCCAAACGCGUCUUUUCCCUUCCCGCCUACCAUGCUCGAGGCAAAACUCCAGGAAGCCAGCGUUCUCAAGAAACUGCUAGAUGCUAUCAAAGAACUCGUCACUGACGCCAACUUUGAGUGCAAUGAGGAGGGCAUCAACCUCCAGGCGAUGGACAACUCACAUGUCGCGCUCGUCGCGGUGUUGCUCGAGGCCCCUGGCUUCAAGCGGUACAGAUGCGACCGACCAAUGCCUCUGGGCGUGAACCUUGCCAGCCUCACCAAGGUCCUCAAAUGCGCAAAGGACGAUGAUGAGUGUACAAUCAAGGCUGCUGAUGAGGCCGACGUGCUGAAUCUGGUAUACGAAGCCAAACACACGGACCGCAUAGCGGAAUAUGACAUGAAACUGAUGGACAUUGACUCUGACACGCUUGGGAUACCAGAAACCGACUAUGACGCGCGCGUGACAAUGGCGUCCACUGAGUUUGGCAGGAUCGUGAGGGACCUGUCUUUGCUCGGUGAAAGUGUGCGGAUCGAAGUCAGCAAGGAAGGUGUGAGGUUCGCCAGCGACGGAGAAGCCGCCAAUGGGAGCGUGCUUUUGAAGCCUACAGAAGGUGUUGGCAAAGUGCCGAAGAAGGAUGAAGACGCCGAGGAGGAACAAGGCGAGGAAGAGGCAAACGACGAUAAUGAGGAUGAGGAUGAAGCCGAGGACGGAAAGAAGAUUAAGAAAGAGAAGACCAAGGUAAAGAAAGAGAAGGAUACCGAAGAUGUGGAGAUGGACGGUGAAGAGGAAAAUGACAAUGAAAAUUUCAAGCCCGAGGGAGACGACGAUGAAGAGAAGGACUCUGAUGAUGAGGAGAGCGGGAAGAAGAGAAAGAAAAAGCAAGCGAACGGGGCGAGCAGCAAGAAAGCCAAGACCGUGGCAUCAUCUUCGAAAGGAAAGGGGAAGAAGAAGGAAAAGGAUGACGACAAAGACUUUGAAGGCGUCAUCAUUGAGUUGAACCAACACGUCUCACUGACGUUCUCGCUCAAGUACUUGGUCAACUUUUCCAAGAGCCAAAGUUUGUGCGCGAAGGUACAGCUGAUGAUGAGCAAUGAUGUACCACUACUGGUGUCUUAUGAGUUCGGGCAGGGGCACAUCCGGUACUACCUCGCACCAAAGAUCGGAGAUGAUUGAACGUGGACAUCUUCAAAAAUUUCAAUCUAUCUAUCAUAGUGUCUUCUCUUUUCUCUUCGCCUAUGUUGUGUUAUACAGUAUUUCUGUCUGGUUGCCGCAAUAACAGUGUUUUGUGUCUCAUCUAGCUGUUGGUUUGAUCUUUGCUCGCUAGUAAUGUUGCUUUAUGUGCAAGGGAAGAAUCGCUUUAUCAUAUACACAGGUCAUACGAACUUAGACAGAAUUUAUGCUUGGUCUAUGCUGGUUUCAAUAAUUCCAUCUGUACAUACUUAUCUUUCCAGAUGCACGUUCUCCCAUUCAGAAAGGGUCGGGUUUGUUGCGUUACGGAGAUA